AUCGACAUCCAUUACGCUUUACGAUGCGACGGGGCUUCGGCUGCGAGUUUCAGUUUAUGACGAAAGUUUAAUUGAAAAGAAAAAAAAGAUAUUUUUAGUUCGAUUGUUUUCUUUUUGCUUUUGCACAAUACACAAAAAGCUUACACCCAAAAUCAAAAAUUUCGGACGGAAUUUUUGUGUUCUUGUUCUCAUUUUUCAUUUCGCAAAUGUCAAUUGGAAAAUUUCCUUAUUUUUAAUGGCGCUGAAUACAAUUUAACAAAAAAAAAACCAAGUGAAAUGUGCUGAAUGAUUAUAUUUUUUCCAAUCUGAAAAAUUUACCACGACCUUUAUCCCUGGUUUUGGUUUUUCUGGUGCAAAAAGAAAUUCUCAUUUUCUUUCUACCGAAUUCAUUAAAAACAAUACUGUUGAAAUUAUUACAUAAAGGGAAAAGAAUGUUCUUUUCUUUCCAAUGUGCUAGUGCUUGAAUGUCAGGCCGCAACGUCGCCGUCGUCCGUCGCUUCAGCCCCAAAUUGUAAAAAAGAAAAAAACCAAAAACAUUCGAGUUGAAGAUCAAAAUCAAAAAUCAAGAAGGAUAAUACACAAAAAAUACGACGACACACGUUCAAUUCAACAUUAACAGAUUAUACGAUUUUCCCAAAAAACAACAAAAUUAAAAUUGGGAGAGAGAACUUGUGUGUUCAAGACCCGACCACGACCACGACCCUCUUCAUCAAGGAACAGACAAAACGAGAAGCAAUCGAGAAAAUAUAGCAGCAGAAGCGUAAAGGAGGAGCGGAGCAGUAGCAGAGCAGAUUGUUGGUGGUGUGGCGGAGGUGGUUUGCAAUUCCCAACAACAACGAAGACGACUAGAAUAGAGGAGGAGGUGAUACUACUACCGUUUCUCGGUUUCUCGGGGUAAAAAGUGCAGUUCUGUUUUGUGUUGAACAAUGAGUCGACAUGAAGGAGUUAGCUGUGAUUCGUGUCUCAAAAGCAAUUUCAAUGGCAGACGUUAUAAGUGUCUCAUUUGCUAUGACUAUGAUCUUUGUGCUGAUUGUUAUGAAGAGGGUGUCACCAGUACCAGACAUUCAGUGGAUCAUCCAAUGCAAUGCAUCCUAACACGAUCCGAUAUUGAGUUAUUUUUCGGUGGAGAAAUGCUCAAUUCAGAACAGCCACAAAGUUUCACCUGCCCCUAUUGUAAAAAAAUGGGUUUCAGCGAUUCGACACUGUUGGAACACGUAAGUUCAGAGCAUACAGAGACGAGUUUAGAAGUUGUUUGUCCAGUGUGCGCGGGUUUGCCAGGGGGUGACCCAAAUCUAGUCACAGAUGAUUUUGCUGGUCAUUUGACAUUGGAGCAUAGAACCGGACCGCGAGAGCUGUUAUCGUUUUUAGAUGAGCCAUCAGCAAUUCGUCACGGUGGUGGGGUACGUCGAAUUCCAGGACGUACAUUAGGCGGACCGCGAUCUCGUAGGUCAAAUAUGCUAGUUAAUUCUUCAAGUGGCCUAUCAGCUUUAUCACCAUCUGGUCGUGAUUCGGUUGAUCCGAUUGCUGAGCUAUUGUCACAACUAUCAGGUGUCCGUCGUGGUGGUGGAAGUGGUUCACAGUCAUCUCAAUUACAACAGCUCCAGAUGCAAAUCCAACUAGAACGACAGCAGGUAAUUGCUUCUCGGCAACAAUUAGAAAGAUUACCAAGGCGUCAAGCACACCCAAUGGUGUCUUCAUCCAGUUCAAAUGCAACAAUGCAAGAAAUUGGCAAUGGUAGUUCAGGUACUCCAAGCAGCAGCGGCGGCGGUGGCGCCGGUACAGGUGGAUGCCGUGCCACCGAAUGGACUGUUAAUAACACAACCACAUCAUCGAUUCAACAAUCACAGUCAAAUGUGGGUGGCACAAGUGGCAGCGGUGGUUCUGCGCUCAAUACCAGAGAAGUACCAUUGAAUACAUCUGUGUUGACAGUUAACGAUUUCGGUUUGUCGUCAUGUCAAUUUCUACAGCCAGCUGUUAAUGGCAGUGGUGCAGGCAACACAAACACAUCUGAUGGUGGUGGUCAAUCUUCUCAGUUCUUGCUUUCCAAAUUUAUGACUCCUACAUUGAGUGAGGAUGAACUAGCACGGCUUGAAAAGGAUCGUGCUGAUCGAUCUCUUUACGUUCAGGCUAUGCUUCUUUCCACUCUGGCCAGUUUUAAACAUGAUUCAGAUUGGAAUAGCAUUAGUAAACACAAAAAUGCCAAAUCGCAAUCAGAGAGACCCCACAGCAGUGACAGCGAUGGCAUUACAACUGUACAUAGUAACGCAGCCAUUGCAAGUAAUGAAACAACCAGUGAUGAACAAACUGUCAUGAACAACAACACAAUGAACCGUGACCAACAGCAGCAGACAUGUCCAGAGGACUUUGUCGAAGAAUACUCACUCCAGCAUCAGACGUCAUACAAUUCAAACAACGCCGUUUCUAAAAAGAAACCAACGUCGUCUGGAGGCAAAGGUGGCACCCAAGGCCUCGCCACUGCCUCAACAAUGGUCCUCGAAAGACGUGGCCGUCCACCACCACCACCCGUAGCCGUGGGUGGUGGUGCUGGUGGCGGCACCCAACCGCAACAGGGUCCCAAUCAGCAAAAGCCAACGCGAGAAAUGAAAACAACAAGCUCUUCAAUGUCUGCUUCAAAUGAAAUUCCAGAUUCUAGGUAGUGCUGCUUUCAUUUAAUAUUAUUAUUAUUAUUAUUGAAACUUCUUAUACUAUUAUUAAAAAGAUAUACAUUUUGAAAAAAAAAGAAAGAAAAAUCGCAAAAAAAACUACAAAUUAACUAAAUGAUAACUAAUAUGUGAAAAAAAGAAAAAUAUUAAAUUUAAAAAAAAAAUAGUUUUUUUGUUUCCCAGUUUACGCCCUUAAAAUGAAGAACAAAUCAAUUCCCCCUAAAACUAACGUGAUCCCUCACGACCACUUUGAUUUUCAUUUCACACAAAAAACAAAACCUUAGGUAUGCAAAUAUGAAAUUAAAAUGUUCUACUUUAUAAGUUUUAAUAAUUAUUAUAAAUUGUUGAAGGAAAACUGAUUUCCGUUGUUUGUUUUAAAUAUUUUUAUUUGUUUUCUUCUGUUUUUGUGAUCUCUCCUAAGUUUGUACGAAUAUCUUCAGUUUUGAAUGGUUUUCUAUUUCUAUUCAAACAUACAAAUUGAGAACUAGAUUUAUGGUAAACUGAAAUCAUUUGAAAUCGUUCUGUUACAUCGUUCUAUCCCUAACUCAAAAAGUGAAUAAUACAAAAAAGAAAGAUAUUAACAAAAUAAAACUAAAAAAUAAAAUCAAGCAACAAACAGAAAAUAAUGAAAACAAAUUUAAAAAAUUGUAUUUAUGAGUUAAUAUUUUAUUAUUACAAAUAAGUGUAAGAAUAUGUAUUUAUAUAUUAUAACGAAGCAACUAAGAAGCGAAUAAAAUGGAUGAACCUUGCAAAAAAAAGAAAAAAUAAUAUAGAA
Eupeodes corollae is the source of this 3438-nucleotide messenger RNA. It is a transcript of the gene Kcmf1, whose product is annotated as E3 ubiquitin-protein ligase Kcmf1. NCBI's taxonomy places the organism in Eukaryota, Metazoa, Arthropoda, Insecta, Diptera, Syrphidae. Gene Ontology annotation, biological process: synaptic signaling. The coding region runs from base 927 to 2657 and encodes 576 amino acids. The transcript is spliced from 6 exons. The record is from RefSeq and is a predicted model, not a curated record. Gene Ontology annotation, molecular function: zinc ion binding. Gene Ontology annotation, cellular component: plasma membrane.